CUCCGGAAGUGUUUUAGUUGGCCAGCAAUGUCCUAGCAGCUAGCCAUGUAGCUUUUUGUCAAACUCUUGUUGGUCAUUUUGGGCUUGGGGCUGAAUCAUACUGUCAUCUUUGUGGGUUUUGUGUUUUGAGAUGGACAUUUUAAGGGACGACGAAACGCACGAGCUAAAGUACAAACCCGGGGGACGUUUGGAUAUGAGCCAUGGCUUCUUGCACCAUAUCCGCAGGAACCAGAUCGCCAGAGAUGACUAUGACAAAGAAGUGAAGUUAGCCAAAGAACUCCAGCGGCGGAGGCACACCACAACUCCUCGACGACCACGGAGACCUGACAUUCAGGUGUACCAUCCCCGACGUCGAUACGAUUCCGAGCCAGGGGCCAGCGCUGAAACAGAAGAGUGGAAUGAGAGUGGCUCGAGUACAGAGACAGAAACACAGGGAAUUGAACUCUUCUGGCUUGACUAUCAGGCAGACUCAGGGACCAUUACAUCCUUCCUUGUGCAUAAGGACGACGCACCAGGAAGAGUUGUAGAACGUGUCGCGGCGAAGAAUAUCCUGGAUUCAGCUAUGAGGGCAGCCCUGGAGGCCCGCAUUCGAAAGGAGAUAGAUAAAAGACGAGAUAAACGCUGAGUGCAAAUCAUAUGAGAGUACUUCACAACACAAGCAAGGUAGGCUACGACCUGCUGAGAACAUAAUCAGCGUUACGAGCACAAAUGCUGAAGACAGAGCUGGCGGGAGAAAGAAGAACUGGAGGACUGGACUGCUGCCGUGCAGAGAUCUGAGCCACACUCCAGUUGUGUUUUAACAAGGAACCACAGCUAAAAUUCACUCACUUAUUUUGAGUCAACUCAUAGCGAAGCAUUGUUUACAUAAAAAAAUAGCAAGGUUCUCAGUGAAUGGGGCAGCAGUUUUGUCAGUGAGUGUUGUAUUCUUUACCCGUCUUCUAAUUUAUUUCUUUUUGAUAGUUUUCUGUUGGCAUUUGUAUUCAUAAAAUUACUUUUGCAUAUCCAUUUGUUACUCUAUAAAUGUGUCCUGUUGUAUAAAAAUGACAUGACUUCUAAUUUACGCAGUGUUACUCGGUGUGAAGAUCAAAAGGUGGAUUAUAGAUGCGGUCUCAAUUCCAGUCAGUGCAAAGGACCAGUACCACACUGCAAUCAAUACAUUACACUAAACAUAAUUUUUUCUGUAAUGUUUGAGCAAAGGUACUAUCAUUUUUAUUAAGAAAACAGUGUUAUGUAAAUUGACAGCAAUGACAUUGAAUUUGUAGAAUGUUCAUUUUGGUGAGGUUAGUGUAUGAUGACUACAAAGACUGCUGUUGACCAAUUUGGCAUGCACAGUGCUUUUUUUUUUUU
Molecule: messenger RNA, 1347 nt
Organism: Doryrhamphus excisus (bluestripe pipefish)
Lineage: Eukaryota; Metazoa; Chordata; Actinopteri; Syngnathiformes; Syngnathidae
Gene: lg3h2orf68
Product: linkage group 3 C2orf68 homolog
Source: RefSeq, a predicted model, not a curated record